This is a messenger RNA of Panicum hallii, 3765 nucleotides long. RefSeq names its product serine/threonine-protein kinase prpf4B-like. The coding region runs from base 114 to 2960 and encodes 948 amino acids. The transcript is spliced from 15 exons. Lineage: Eukaryota; Viridiplantae; Streptophyta; Magnoliopsida; Poales; Poaceae. Gene Ontology annotation, biological process: mRNA cis splicing, via spliceosome; peptidyl-serine phosphorylation; peptidyl-threonine phosphorylation. Gene Ontology annotation, molecular function: protein serine/threonine kinase activity; ATP binding. The record is from RefSeq and is a predicted model, not a curated record.
CCGGCCCCCACGACUCAGCCCGCAACCGCAAGCAAAUUCGCAUCGGCAUCUCGCUCUCGCAAGGGGGGAGGGGGAAACUGGCUCCAACCCUAACCCUACCCUCUCCCGUCGCCAUGGCCGCCGGCGGAGAGCCCUCCCCGUCGCCGUCGCCGCUGCCGCUCUCACCCGCCAAGCACUCUCGCUCGCCCGACGACGCCCAGCCCGACGCCUCCCCGAAGCGCCGCAAGCGCCACCAUCACCGACGCCACCACCACCACCGUCGCCACCGUCACGCCGACUCUCCGGUAGCCGUGGCGGCCGACGACGAGGUAGAGGAGGGGGAGAUACUCGACGAUGCCGCCGCCGCUAUGGACGUCGACGCUGAUUCCGCCCCCCCACAGGCUUCCCUUGUUCCGGAGCGCCUUAACAAUGGUGCUGAUACAGACUCAAAUGCAGAUGCAACCAAGCUGCAAGCAUCUGCUCUGCCUACCCUUCCAUCCUCAAAAGACGGAAGGAAGUCACUUAACAGUGCCCCUGAGUCUGAAAGCGGAGGUAUCCUUUCAAGUGAUGCUGAGGACACCAAAGGGUAUGAACAAAGCCAAAGCCUUUCGAAAUCUCCAAAAUCUAGAAAGGAGAAGGAAAGGAGGCACAGAGAUGAGCGUCACUCUUCGUCAUCUAAAGAUUAUCAUUCCAAAAAUCACUCUAGAACAUCUCCUCACCCAAGGCAUCACAGUGAAGCUCAUCCAAGGGAUCACUCGAGGUCUAGAGAGAAAAGUGAUGGUGCUAAUGGUUCUCGUGCAAGUCUUAGGGAUGGUUCUGAUCAUGACAGCAAUGAUCGGAAUGGGAAGUCUGGCAGACAUACUACUAGCAGACAGGAGAAUGAAAGGGAAAGGGGCAAUAUCCAUCUUGUUCAUGAUAGACCUGGUGACAGACAUGGUAGCCAGGAAAGGUAUAGGGAUGUCAGGAUAGAUAGAGACAAAGUUGAUUCACUUGAAGCUACCCGUAGGCUCAGAGAAAGAAGCAGGAGUCGUAGUAGAUCGGAUCUAAGGGAAAGGGCUCGUGUUCGUGACCAAAGCCGGGAGAGGGAAAGACAGAGUGGUAGUUCAAGGCAUAAAGAUCAUGAGAGGAAGAGGGAUACAAGUAAAGAUCGGCAUAGAGAAUCUGACAGGGUUGACAGUGUACGUGAAAGGGAGAGAGUGAGAGAUGAUAGGGACAGGGACAGGGAAUGGCAUAGGGUUAAGGGAAGUGAAACUCGUAGAGCCAGAGAAGGACGGGACAACGUUACCGAUAUUGAGAGGCACAGGGAUUCAACGCGCUCAAGAUACAGCACAUCUGAAGGUUACAAAGAGAGGGCUAGAUCCAGGGAGAAAGAUAGAGAUGUUGACCACAAAAGUCGGAGGUCUGAAGAAAUGAAGGAAAACUCUUUCAACAAGGAGGAAGACGAAGAGGAGUACCAAGAGAAAAUUGAACAGCAGUUAGCUAUGCAGGAAGAAGACGACCCUGAAAAAAUUAAGGAGGAAGCAAGGAGGAGGAAAGAAGCCAUUAUGGCGAAGUACAGGCGGCAACAAUCUCAGAAGCAGCAUAUGGAAUCCAAACUAAGUAGCAAUAAUGAAGAAGUAAGAGCAAUGGAUGGAGAUGAAACUACGCAUCUGAAAGAUGAUAAUGAUAGCAGCUCCACAGGCAAUUAUGAAGCUGAAAAUAAGCAUGAUUCUUCAGAGGUUUUUGCUGGCAAAGCAGACUUCACUGUGGGGAAGUCUCCUGCUCACAAUGACACUUUAGUUAGCACAGGAGCACUCAGUGAUGAGAGGAUGAUAGGUGUUGCAGGUCUUGGAGAGGGUUCUCCCAAGAGUGAGAGAUCAGCAGACAUGUUUUGUGAUGACAUUUUUGGAGAAUCACCUGCAGGCAUUAGAAAAUCGGGCAAGGAUGAUGGUUUGCAUAUUGAGAGAAAUGCUCUUCAUGACAACUGGGAUGAUGCAGAUGGGUACUACACUUACCGGUUUGGGGAAUUGAUGGAUGGCCGUUACGAAAUCACAGCAGCACAUGGGAAGGGUGUGUUCUCAACAGUUGUGCGGGCAAAAGAUCUUAAAGCUGGUAAAGAUGAUCCUGAAGAAGUUGCUAUCAAAAUUAUUCGCAACAAUGAUACAAUGUACAAGGCUGGUAAGCAAGAGGUUUCAAUAUUGGAAAAACUUGCAAGUGCGGAUCGCGAGGACAAACGCCACUGCGUGCGGUUUAUUUCUAGUUUCAUGUACCGGAACCAUCUUUGCUUAGUUUUUGAAUCUCUCAAUUUGAAUCUUCGUGAGGUAUUAAAGAAAUUUGGUCGUAAUAUCGGGCUUAAACUAACUGCGGUGAGGGCAUAUUCAAAGCAGCUCUUCAUUGCCCUGAAGCACCUGAAGAACUGCAAAGUCUUGCACUGCGAUAUAAAGCCGGACAAUAUGUUGGUGAAUGAGGCUAAGAAUGUGCUCAAGCUAUGUGAUUUUGGUAAUGCUAUGCUUGCUGGCAUGAAUGAGGUUACACCUUACCUUGUCAGUCGUUUCUAUCGGGCACCUGAGAUCAUUCUUGGGUUACCCUAUGACCAUCCAUUAGACAUGUGGUCAGUUGGCUGCUGUCUAUAUGAGCUUUACACCGGGAAAGUCUUGUUCCCAGGUCCAUCAAACAAUGCCAUGCUUCGGCUUCAUAUGGAAUUAAAGGGCCCAUUCCCUAAGAAGAUGCUUCGAAAAGGUGCCUUUACAGUGCAACACUUUGACCAAGAUCUUAAUUUUCAUGCUACUGAGGAGGAUCCUGUGACAAAAAUGGCUGUGAGAAGGUUAAUUUUGAACAUUAAACCAAAGGACAUUGGUUCUUUGAUUUCGAACUUUCCUGGCGAGGAUCCAAAAAUGCUGUCCAGUUUUAAAGAUCUCCUUGAUAAAAUAUUUAUAUUAGAUCCUGAAAAGAGGAUAACCGUAUCACAAGCACUUAGCCAUCCUUUUAUCACUGGCAAGUGAAAUAAGAUGCUGAUUGCUCUUGACAUUGAACUUAGCAUCUACCUUGUAAAGUACAAUUUGGGUUCCUCUUGUCUAAUCAUCGACAUUUCUGUCUUGUGUCCUGGGAGCUAUGAGACCAAGUACAUGGAUGAAGCACGGAACUAUGGAAGAGACGGCUAUCUGCAGACCUUGCUGCAUGCACUUAUCAUUUGGAUAUGUUCUGUUGCUUGAUUCUGCCAGGGCCUCUGCUGUGUGCACAUUUUAUAUGCUUAAGGGCCAACAUAAGAAGGUCCUCGGAUGGAGAUAGCUGGACCCACUACUCACUUGACAGGGUUUGGUCACUAAAAUUUGUGUAUGGCGCGUCUGCUACCCCCCAAAGAGGGAGUGUGUGUGCAUGUUUUUUUGGGUGUGGGUGUUGUAACCCCUAACCCUUCCCUUUGCACUAUAUUUAGAACCAUGGGCAUCUCAUUUGUAUCCAAGCUAACAAAUGUGAGUUGAAAAGAGAGUUUUAUUUUUCCACACGUUAAUAAAGAAACACUGGUGGUAUUAGCUUAUUUUGUUAUCUGGAGGCUGAAAGUUCACCACAUAAUUUCUAUUCAAGUUCUAUUCUGCUUUAUUCUUCAGGAUCCUAUUUUCCUUGUUGGUCAGUUUGAACCUAUUGCAGUCCAUAAGUGGCCAUGUGAAUGACAGUAGUUUCUCAUGUUGGAUCCCUGUAAAUACUUUCUUGUGUUGGAUGUAGUUGUGUUUAAGUUAACUUUUUCAUCUGUAGUACUUUCUGGUAAAUUUAAAGAACCCGGCAUGAAAGUGCCUUAGAAAUUGCAGCCCA